Hyaloscypha bicolor E is the source of this 1363-nucleotide messenger RNA. Its product is annotated as WD40 repeat-like protein. Gene Ontology annotation, biological process: transcription-dependent tethering of RNA polymerase II gene DNA at nuclear periphery; RNA export from nucleus. The coding region runs from base 247 to 1320 and encodes 357 amino acids. Gene Ontology annotation, cellular component: nuclear pore. The transcript has 2 exons. NCBI's taxonomy places the organism in Eukaryota, Fungi, Ascomycota, Leotiomycetes, Helotiales, Hyaloscyphaceae. Gene Ontology annotation, molecular function: ubiquitin binding; RNA binding. The record is from RefSeq and is a predicted model, not a curated record.
GCAGUUCAUCACGUGAAGCUCCAUCGCUCCUCACUUGUGGCUUGCGGUUCAGCAUUCAUGACAGGGAUUAAUGCGAAUCUUCGAUUUGACGCCCUGCAAGGCAGGAUCGAACGCAAAUUCUUUAUAAGGGAGGAACCUGCUCGAGUUCCUGCAUCCUUAAUCAUGUCGAAGGCGAGACAUUUUCUACUUCUUACAUCUCAGAUUCAAUAUGGCUUUGCCCCCGCCAGGUCCCCGGUGAUCUGAGCAAUGAUAGACAACUUAUUUCCCCACCAGACGACAGUACAUCCUCGUUGGCUUGGUCACCAGUCGAGAAUUACCUUGCUGUUGGAUCUUGGGACUGCAAAGUCCGCAUCUACGAUAUUACGAAAAGCCGGACUGGCGUCGUUGCAGCUGCAAUUGAAUUUGGGGGACCAGUGCUCAGUUGCCACUGGUCAGGAGUCAGUGUUCUUCUUCUCUUCACCUUCAAAAUCUGAUGAUGUAUUUCGUCAGGAUGGUCAAAAGGUUGUCGGAGCAGGCGCAGACAAAACUGCUCGAAUAUUAGAUCUCGGUGCGAACGGAGCUCCCGCGCAACAAGUUGCCGCCCAUGACGCUCCUAUCCGAUCUGUUCGAUUCUUCGAUGCGCCAAACACCAAUGCCCCUAUGGUGGUUACAGGUAGUUGGGAUAGAACAGUUGAAUUUUGGGACCUGAGAUUAGCAACCCCAGCAGCGCAGCUAGCUCUUCCUGAAUGGGUGUAUGCUCUGGAUGCGAGGAACAAGCUGCUUGUUGUUGUAACUGCAGAUCGGCAAAACCAUUUUGUGAAUCUAGAACACUGGGGUGCGAUAUGGAGAACAAGACAGAGUCCGCUCAACCACCAGAGCAGGGUCGUCACAUGCUUUCUCGAUGGGUCUGGCUUUGCCCUUGGAAGUAUUGAGGGCAGAGUUUCGUUCCAGUACACUUCUGAUCAAGACCAUUCCAACAAAUCUUACUCCUUCAAAUGCCACCGCCAAAAAGACAAACCAACCGACAAUGUAACGAACGUGUGGACCAUCAACGAUAUCUCGGUUCAUCCAAUUCAUGGUACCUUCAGCACGUGCGGUUCUGACGGCACCUUCCAAUUCUGGGACAAUGAGACUAAGUGCAGGCUGAACCUGUAUCCAGGUGUUGAGGGACAGAUUUCUGCGACGGCGUUUAAUAUGAAUGGAAAGCUCUUUGCUUAUGCAGUUAGCUAUGAUUGGAGUAAGGGGUAUUUGUUUAAUACACCAGAUCUUCCUAAUAAGAUCAUGCUGCAUCCUGUUGUGGAGGAUGACUGUAAGCCCAGGCAGAUUAUUGGAAGGAGAUGAAUGAGUUGGCGUGGCAUGGGAAUCAUGAGGGGUCAGGGCAGGC